Molecule: messenger RNA, 2988 nt
Organism: Drosophila novamexicana
Lineage: Eukaryota; Metazoa; Arthropoda; Insecta; Diptera; Drosophilidae
Gene: Nrt
Product: neurotactin
Exons: 3
Coding region: 439-2967 (842 amino acids)
Source: RefSeq, a predicted model, not a curated record
GCUGCUUCAGUAACGCGCACGCGACGCGCACUUUGCCAGCUAUUUGCCCACUCAAAAAAAAAACAGAAGUAAAAUAAACAAAGAAAAACUACGACCGGCUUUGUGAAGGAUACCUUUUAAAAAUCCUAUUGCCAAAUCCAAGUGCAAAAAAAAGAGAAUUUUCUAGAGUAUUUUGUGCGCAUGUUGAUAAACGAAAACAACAAAAUUUGUUGCAUUUUUUGUUUUGCCAAACCACAAGAAGAAGAAAUCUGUGCGCGUUGCAUACACACCUAAGUGUCCUGCAGGACUCGUAUACAUGCUCGCUGUAUGCUGCACACUCGGAUUAUUUCCACUUGCCAUAUUUUGCCAUAACAACAAAUUUGCAUAAAGCGGAACAAAAUUCACACAGAGUUCUCUAAAGUUAGACGCAGCAACUCAACAGACAGCAAAGACUUCACGAUGGGCGAGAUCGUGGAGAAGGAAACCCCACAGACUGAAGCAACAACGGUACAGGAGCCGCUCGAGGAGCCCAAGGAGACGGACAAAAUGCUGGACACCAAGAAGGACGACGCGAAAGAGAAAACAGCCAGUCCGCAGACCUCGAAGCCAGCCUCGCCGAAUGCGGGCCAGAAGUCGCCGACGUUGCCGCAGGCAGAUCCCGCCGAGAAACCAGCCGGCGGCAAUGGCGAGGAGAUUAUUGAUAUACCCACGGAGAACGGCAACAAACCGAACGGUGCUGCCGACGAGAAGAAGGUCAGCAAGGAGGAGCGCGAGGUGAAACCCAAGAAGAUACCCAUCGGCGGACUGAAGCUGCCCGGCUACUUUAUGAAGAACAAGCCCAAGGCGGAGGGCGACGGUGCCGAGGGCGAGCUGCUGGAAAAGGACAAGGAGCUGGCCGAGGAAAAAGAGGCCAACGGCGAUGCCAGCAAGGAUGAGCAGAAGCCACGCACCGGUCUGGGCCAGCGUCUGCGCAGCCUUUUCGUGCGCAAACCGGCGGCAGACAAGGAGCAGCAAAAGAAGCCGCUGACCAACGGCGAUGCGGAUGCCAAGUCGGAAGCCACAGCUGAGGCGGCGCCCGGCGAGGACGCAGAUCCGCCGCCAAAACGUGGCCUGCUCAAUGCCAUCAAGCUGCCCAUUGCCAACAUUAUGCCCAAGAAGCGGGGCGGUGAUGAUGUGGAAAUGGGCCUGGGCAAGGCCGGUCUGGCCUCGAUGGAGACACUGGAUGAUUCGCUCAAGGAUCAGGACACCGUCGAUCGUGCGCCGCUCAAGAGCAACGGCGCCGACGAGCUGAAGAGCGAGCUCAAGUCCGAGAAGCUGGCCGCCGAGCAGAAACUGGCCGCCGAGGAGGAGGAGCGCGAACGUCCGGUCUCCGUGUGGUGCCGCCUGCGCGGCUACAAGUGCAGCGUGGACGAUGCGCUCAUCGUCUUCGGCAUAUUGCUAUUCAUGCUGCUGCUGGCCGUGAUUGGCUAUGUGCUCACCCACGAGACGCUGACCUCGCCGCCGUUGCGCGAGGGCCGCUACAUUUCGGCCGUGACCAGCUGCGGCAUGGUCGAGGGCGUCAAGGAGGACGGGGCAUUCGCCUUCCGUGGCAUACCCUAUGCCAAGGCGCCGCUGGAUAAUCUGCGCUGGCGUCCGGCGCAGCUGAUCUCCAAGAUUGACGACUGCUGGAACGGCACACUGCAGACGCACAAUGGUAGUGCUGUGUGCAUGCAACGCCUGGGCAAUGGCACCACAAUUGGCGACGAGGAUUGCCUCUACUUGGACGUGGUUACUCCGCAUGUGCGCUAUACGAAUCCGCUGCCCGUGGUGGUGCUCAUUGGUGCCGAGUCCUUGGCCGGCCCUUCGCCGGGCAUUCUGCGUCCGUCGGCGCGUUAUUCGCGUUCCCAUGAUGUCAUAUUUGUGCGUCCCAACUUCAGGCUGGGCGUCUUUGGUUUCCUGGCACUGGACGCACUCACCAAGGAGUCGCAUCCGCGCACCUCGGGCAACUAUGCGCUCACCGACAUCAUUGCCGUGCUCAAGUGGAUUCAGCUGAACAUUGUGCACUUUGGCGGCGAUCCGAAGUCCGUUACACUGCUGGGUCAUCGUGCUGGCGCUACGCUUGUCUCGGUGCUGGUCAGCUCCGCCAAGCUGGAGGGCCUCUAUACCCGCGCCUGGGCCUCGUCCGCGUCGGCCAUUUAUCCGGGCAAGCCGCUGCAGGAGUCGGAGCGUUUGAAUCAACAGCUCAUGGCAACGCUGGACUGUCAGGAUGCGGAGUGCUUGCGUGCGGCAUCCAGCGAGAAGUUGUGGGCCGCCACGCCAGAUACCUGGUUCCAAUUCCCCGCCACGGUGCCCCAAGCCGAGGAACUGAGCAAUGCCAAUCGUCACGAGUGGCUGGUGCUGGAUGGCGACAUACUGUAUCAGCAUCCGUCCGAGUCCUGGAAGCAGGUGCCCACGGCCAGCCAGCUGCAUCAGCCACGCCUUGUCAUGGGCGCCACUGCCCAUGAAGCGCACACACUGAAGCUGCGCGAACUGCACGCCAACUGGACCGCCGAGGAGGUGCGCUCGUAUCUGCAAAACUCACAGCUGGGCGCGCACGGGCUAACCGAUGAGAUUAUCCAGCGCUACAAUGCCACCAGCUAUGCCGCCCUUGUGGCCAUCAUCACGGACAUACGCACCGUCUGCCCGCUGCUAACGAAUGCCCGCCUCCAGCCGACCGUGCCCUUCUAUGUGGUCACCCAAGGCGAGGGCGACGAUCAGCUGGCCACCGUGGAUGCCGACGUCCAGGCCAUACUGGGCCGCUACGAGCCGCACACCGUGGAGCAGCGACGCUUCGUCUCGGCGAUGCAGCAGCUCUUCUACUACUAUGUCUCCCAUGGCACGGUGCAGUCCUUCGACACGCGUCGCCGCGUCAUCAUUGUGGGCCAGGAUGCGCAGGCACAGGAGGAUCACGAUCACUGCAACUACUGGAUCAGCAAGGAUAUUGUGCCACGCUAUGCGCGCGUUGAUUAAGAACCCGGAAUCCCCUUCAAC